This is a messenger RNA of Fonsecaea pedrosoi CBS 271.37, 1485 nucleotides long. RefSeq lists its product as uncharacterized. NCBI's taxonomy places the organism in Eukaryota, Fungi, Ascomycota, Eurotiomycetes, Chaetothyriales, Herpotrichiellaceae. Gene Ontology annotation, cellular component: SUMO-targeted ubiquitin ligase complex. The transcript is spliced from 3 exons. Gene Ontology annotation, molecular function: ubiquitin-protein transferase activity. The record is from RefSeq and is a predicted model, not a curated record. Bases 1 to 1485 code for a protein of 494 amino acids.
AUGCCUCCUGCAGGCACUCUCGCUCUGAGCAACUUCCUGAAUUCGGCAUCGGCCUCAUCCAGUCGAAAGAGAUCUCAUGCAGAAAUAACCCGAUCACAAAGUCGAAGUGCUACCCCCGACCAGGUGCCCUCCAAGCGCCGCCGCAUCAACUAUCGUCCAACACCUGAGCCUUCUCGGGACUCGACACCACAACACUCAGAAGGAAGAAUACGGUUUCAAGGCGACGGUUUCGACUACCGAACGCCGGCCAUGUCCACACAGGCCCCCAGAGAAACUGCAGCCCCUGCCCCUCACGAUUUCACGAUCGAUCUCACAGCGGAAAGUGACAGCGAUGACAUUUCCACUGCCUCGGAAUCCUCUCCACAUCAACUCUCGAGGCAAGCGUCUAGUCAGCCCUCCCAAAGACCAACGCGACAACUGCUCGUCAGCGCAUGGAUGACACUAGCACAGUCACAACAGAUAGCUCAACAGCAGCGGGAAUUCGCGCGAGUAAGAGAAGCCACCGCACGGAAUCGAGGCGAAAGUACACGAAGGCAACGACAGCAUGAACCUCAUGUACAGAGACGCCCAGAACCUGCACAGAGGCAACAGGAACUUGCAGAGCCGGACCGAGAACUAUCCACCCGUGCCCCCCCUUUUGGCCCAAGAGCACAGGAUGCACCACACGAGAUAAUUAAUCUUUCAGACACCGACGAGUCGGACUUUGAAACAGAUGACUUUGACAUACCGGUGGACACGGAAACGCUCGACACCGACUCGGUCGCCUCCCUUUCUCCAAGUCAAAGUCCAGAAGUCGAAUUUGUUGAAGAGAGGCGUGUGCCCCAACGCCAACGUCAGGAGGCUGCAGUCCAGACUAAUGUCGGGAAUUACCCCCCUCGGCCUCGCUUAGAAAGAGGUCCACUGGGAUUAUCUCUAGACAUCCUGAGGAGGGGAACACAAUUCAUGUUUGGGAACGUGCAGCACGUCGCCCCUGGCUACGGUGAUGGGUUCCUGGAUCGCUUGGACGGAGUUCCGCCUCGUGGUCAUGAUGGACGGUUUGGGAACGACGGUGUCGAUGAUACUAUCGUCAUCAACAUGGAUUACAGACAACCCGGGUUUCCUCUUGAUUUCGAUGUCUUUGAUCGCAGCUCUGAAACACCUCAAGAAGUGCCCGAGCCUUACAAAGGGCCCCCAACUGCCAAAGAAGGGUUUAUCAGGACUUUCGGAGAGGAGGAUGUCAUCCUGUGUCCCAUGUGCGGUGACGAACUGGCGGUUGGGAAAGGAGAUGUUAAAAAGCAGGUCUGGGUUGUGAAAAACUGUGGGCAUGUCUACUGUGGCGAAUGUGCCGUCAACCGAUCCAAGUCGAAAGCAUCAAAGAAAGGCAAAGGCAAAGAGCCCGAAAAGAAGCUGGAAUCAAUCAGAUCGGUUCCGUUUACCGUCUGCAGUGUCGACGGCUGCAACACCAAGGUUGUUAGCAAGGCUGCCAUGUUUCCUAUCUAUCUCUGA